Nerophis lumbriciformis (worm pipefish) is the source of this 4466-nucleotide messenger RNA. It is a transcript of the gene syt9a, whose product is annotated as synaptotagmin IXa. The record is from RefSeq and is a predicted model, not a curated record. Lineage: Eukaryota; Metazoa; Chordata; Actinopteri; Syngnathiformes; Syngnathidae. Gene Ontology annotation, molecular function: calcium ion binding; SNARE binding; phosphatidylserine binding. Gene Ontology annotation, biological process: calcium-ion regulated exocytosis. Gene Ontology annotation, cellular component: exocytic vesicle; dense core granule; plasma membrane.
UACUUUAAAGAGCACACGUGAAUGAAGCGCACACAGGACCGAGGUUUAUUGCACAUCCGGUACACGCUCAUCGCUUUUGCGCUCACUUUUCUUUCUUCUUCCCAUGUUGGGUUAUUAAAUGUGUGAUCCUCCGUCGCGUGGGUAGGUGUGCCGCCGGACGAGUGCUCGACUGGGCUGCGUGGAAAAGCGCGAGUCGCGGUGCCUCUAAGAGAGCCUCCGUGAUUUAAGGAUGCUGGUGGGAAAUGCCUGGAGACAGAGAUGACGAGAUUUGUCAAAAGGCACUUGAACUCCUCACGGAUCUUUGCUCCACGGGGGAAGUGAAAAGCGAAAACUGCCUGGAUUUCAUCUACUAUUUCCGUGAUUUGGCCAGGCCACGAUAUUCAGACUCAGAUGUGUCGGUGAGUCUCCUGUCUCUGGUUGUGACAGCCUGCGGCUUGGCUCUAUUUGGAGUCUCCCUCUUCGUCUCCUGGAAGCUUUGUUGGAUACCAUGGAGGGAGCGUGGUCUAUCCCCCACAACCAAGGAGCCCCACGGUGGGCACCUCAACCCGGCGAUGAGCCCUCUGCCCUCCCAGCCUGCACCAAGGCAGCCAGUCUACACUGCCGUGGACCCCCCAGCACACAACCGCCGUGAGUCGUCACACUGCUCCAUCGCCAAGGAGCCUGCUCCUAUGGAGUCAGUUGUUUCUGUGGAGGCUCCAGUUACGCCUGUAUCGCCUCCCCCUGUGGUCCUGGCCCCACCUGAGGCAGCCAUGAAGAUCAGUUACACUUCUCCAGACAUUCCACUCGACGCCCAGCAGGAGACAAGUCGGGAAAACGGGGUUCACACCAACCCACGCAUUCAGAGACAGACGACAGAACCUUCCUCGUCUGGGAACUCCAUGUCAGAAAUCGGACAAGGCUCCAUACGCCGACACAUGAACCUAUCCAACCCCGACUUCAACAUGGCCCAGUUUCAAAGGCAGGACUCCCUCACUGGAAUGGGACUGGGCCUGGGGCGCCUCAAACCUGAGCUCUACAAACAGCGUUCUCUGGAGGGAGAUGACGGCAGUCACAGAGGCAGAGGCUGUGGACGUCUCCACUUCAUCCUCAGGUUUGACUGCGACCUGGAGCAGCUGAUUGUUAAAAUCCACAGAGCGGAGGAUCUACCAGCCAAGGACUUCUCCGGAACCUCAGACCCUUAUGUUAAGAUCUACCUGCUGCCUGAUCGGAUGACCAAGCAUCAGACCAAGGUGCAUCGCAAGACUCUCAACCCUGUUUUUGAUGAGGUCUUCUUGUUUCCCGUGGCCUACUCAGAGCUUCCCACACGUAAGCUGCACUUCAGCGUCUACGACUUCGACCGAUUUUCGCGCCAUGACAUUAUUGGCCAAGUGGUUGUGGACAACUUCCUGGAUCUGGCAGAUUUCCCACGGGAGACAAAACUCUGCCGGGAAAUCAAAUAUGUCUCAACGGAUAACGUGGACCUGGGCGACCUGAUGUUUUCUCUGUGUUACCUACCAACUGCAGGGAGGCUGACCAUCACAAUGAUAAAAGCUCGCAACCUAAAGGCCAUGGAUAUCACAGGGGCAUCUGAUCCAUACGUCAAGGUUUCUCUCAUGUGUGACGGUCGCAGAUUGAAGAAGAGGAAGACCUCUACAAAGCGGAACACUUUGAAUCCGGUCUAUAACGAAGCCAUUGUUUUUGAUGUCCAACCAGAGACCAUAGAGCAGAUCAGCCUGUUGGUUGCAGUCAUGGAUUAUGACCGUGUCGGCCAUAAUGAGGUCAUUGGCGUGUGUCGGGUCGGCAAUGAUGCAGACAACCUGGGUCGAGAGCAUUGGAGUGAAAUGCUUACGUAUCCCCGAAAACCUGUCGCCCACUGGCAUCCUCUUGUCGAGUACCAGUGUACCACAGGUAGUAGCCAAGGUGGAUCCUGUAACUCUCUGAAGGCGCCUCCUUCUCCAUAGAGGGUCUCACUUAAGGCCUGGGUUCAGCCUACCAGUGCUGACAAAUACUACACACACAAACACACACACGCACGCACGCACACGUGCACACACACACACACACACACACACAAACACACACACACACACACACACACACAAUAAAGAUGCAGCCAUCCAUUGUGUUGGAGGAUGAAGAGACAUAACUGGACCAGUUGCAUGUUGAAUGAUCACAUUGAUGGAUUUUUUUUUUUCUAUAAUGUUUAAAGAGAAAAAAAAACGUAUGCAGACAUUUGACCUCUGUCUUCUUAGAUUUACACUUUUUUUACAUUGUCUCUUGUUACAUGUCUUUAACUGAGGUGAGUGUGUAAUUUGCACUAUGUACUUAACAACCAGUCAAACUGCCUUUCUCUCUUUUCUUUUGGUCGUGAAUCGGUGCAUGAGGUCAUUGCUUGUUGGGAUAUCUCCCCAAUUGUCUGUGUGUUUGUUCUCUCUACUUUGGAUGUAUUGUUCUGUUUGUUGAUGUGCAGUGAAAGUUGAUUUAUUCAGAAAGUGGUUGUCUGUGAAGAAAAAAAAAAAAGGUAAAUAUUGUCAAUAAGUAUAAUUCAAUCAAAAAAGCCAUUGUCGAUCUGAUUGUAUCAACAGGUUGUUUUUUUUAAGCAUGACAAUUGUUUUUCUUUUUUUCUUUAUGGCCACACUGAAAAUAAAAAAUUAUUUUUUAAGAUUUUAAAAAGGUAGAUCAUAUUAGAAUAAACUCUCAUCGCAAAAAAAAAAAAUUAAUUUAUGUUUAAAAUAUCUUGCAUUAAGAAGAAGAUUGUUGAAAAAAAAAAAUUUUGACAACAAAUUAGUCAAUGUUUUGUCAGAUCAAAACCAUUCAAUGUGAUUAUUUGAUUUUUUUUUUUUAUGAAAAAAGAGCUACAAAGACUUAAAGAACAGAUUUGGGGUUUGAUUUAAUAUUAAUUUGAUAUUAUGACAUUAUCUCAAUAAUGCUGUAAAUGAAGAUAAUGUGCCUUCUGAUUUUGUUCAUUAAAUAUAUGUCAUUAUUUAUUAUAACUUUAUUUUCUAUAGUUUUUUUUACUUAAAAAAAAAAGAAGUAUUUUUCCUUUGAAUAUUACCAAUUCAUUUUAUUGCAUUUUUUUCUUCCAUUUGGCCUGAAUGGUAACUCUAUUAUUACCCCAAUAUCAACAAUAGUCAUGCGAAUAUUAAAAUAUCACAAUAAAAAAAAGAAUAAAUAAUGUGUCCAUUAAACGGGUAUAAAUGUUUUUUCUGUAUAAUUACAAUUGUGUUUCAUCAUGUACGGUACUUGAGUAAAAAAAUGCUAAUCUUGUACACAAACCUAACCUAAGGUAUGUGGUUUUUUUAUUUUAUCACAUCAAAUAAAUGGGACCAAUAAUACAGUCUUUGAUAGCAUUUUCAUGAAAGUAAUUUAAACACUUUUAUUUUUGUUAUCAUAAUGAACAGAGCAUAUGACUAGAAGUUAAAAAAAUAAAUAAAAAAAAAAAGCACCCGAGCGUUCAGACCUCCGCCAGGCCUUACAUCCCAAUAGUAAAACAGUCCUGAAUCCAGACGGUGAUCCGCUUUACCCCCAAAAUGUAAUAAUUGUUUCCCUACCCCAUUUCUGACAUUUCCAGGAAGUUUCAUGAGUUUCUCCAGCGGACUGAAAGAAAACACAGUGAACUUGUGAUCGUAUCUGUCAUCCACUGUCUUUGUCUCCGUGGGUGGAGGCGGUUAAUGUAAAGGGAAGGUAACAUACUGUAGUAGAAAUACUCCGGAUCAGCACCAAAAUCUGAUCAGUUGUUCCCUGAUAAAAAUCCGCCCAUAAUGUUUUGAGUUAUGUUGUUCACUAUCAACUAACUGAGAGACAAACAAACCCCAACAACCUCUUGGCGUAGGUACAAACGGCAGUGGUAUUGUAAUAUUUGCAAUGCCAAGUUUCACACAGGCCAAAAGAAUGCUUAGUAAAAACAACUUUUACAAUCAAGGCAAUUUGCCGCAUGUAUGGCUUUAGAGUAAAUGUAUACUAAAUAAAAGGCAGCCAAGUGGAUUUCUCAGUCAGGGAAUAGCUGCUUGUAGAAGCAGACAGCAAAAAAAACAAUAACACCAUUUUAUUUUAAAACAAACAAAAUAUAAACAUUAUUUUUGCAAUGUUUCAUCAUGCAGUGAGUGAACCAUAUGUUGCAGUUAUAGAAAUCAAAAUAGCAGGCCUACUUUUAAUUUGGUGAGUCCAGCCUUAAAAAAAACCUUUGGAUGGUUCAUGAAUGAUGUGUGUAAUGGAUCUGUUUCGCAUGCAAACAGGAACUGAUUGAACAUUUGGGGUAUCUGUAUAUGGAAAGUAACAGCAAUUAAUAUAUAUUUUUUGCUCUUGUCCAAGGCGACUGAUUGGAAAUUAAAACAUUGCCUUUUUUCUUUCAGUUUGCAGUCAUGUGGCGUCAUUAUCUAAUGUCUUUGUAUUUACUUACAAUGUUUGGAGAUUGCAACAUCUCUCCAGUGUGCCCAUGUCGAUGUUACUUUUAGGCUAGUGCUGUUCUGUUUGACCUGUUCUACAGU